AUGAAAACGCUCAUUCUGACGCACGCUUCGCAGACUUCACAUCCACUCCGCUCCUCAACCAUGUCGUCCCGUGUUGCAGGUGGUGGGCCUAUUGCCGUCAGUGGGGGUGGUAAAGAACCAAGGGACAACCGCCAGCCUUCCCGCCGCUUCCCACAAGAUGCCCCCGGGCCCUCUCCCUCCCGCCGUGCCAAAACCGUAGCCAAGAAGGCUGAGGCCUGCUGUCGUUGUCUGCGCCGCUUGUGCAACACCGGCGCCGGCAAGGCCCUGGAGUGCAAGUUCGUAACUCCCAAGGGCCUGCGAUCCAAGAAUUGUGCAUACUGCUCGGGCGCCAAACGGGGUGGCGACCUCGGCUGCGUUCCCGUCCCUCCCUCCCUCGUGUCGCGCGCCAACCGCUUGUGGAAUGCCAACCUCGCUCGCGUCCGUGGGGAGGUUAAUGCUCCCACGGUGAGCGCCAUCCAGGCCGCCGCCCUCGCCCUGUCGAACGACAUGCGCCUCGCGGGGGCUGACGUCGCGCGAAAGACCUCCGGCGGCAUCACCCGUACCCGCGCGCGUUCCGGCCGCUUCUCGGUCGCCUCCGACCAGAUACUGGUGAGCAUCUUGGACGCCAUCCGGGCAGGGGUGGACUCCUUCCGGGAGGUGAACAAGUUGGGGCCUCGCCGUUGGCCGGACGAGGACUCCGGCUCCGAGCAGGAGGAAGAGGAGGAAGAGGAAGAGGACGACGAAGAGAACGACGCUGAGGACGAGGACGAGGGGGAGUGA
Messenger RNA from Fonsecaea erecta, 759 nucleotides. RefSeq lists its product as hypothetical. The transcript is spliced from 5 exons. Bases 1 to 759 code for a protein of 252 amino acids. Lineage: Eukaryota; Fungi; Ascomycota; Eurotiomycetes; Chaetothyriales; Herpotrichiellaceae. The record is from RefSeq and is a predicted model, not a curated record.